ACCAAUACAAUCAAAAUAGAGGAACAUGUCUAUCAAGUUAAUCAUCACUUUCCUUGCCAUUUCAUUAUCCAUUUGUGGACGGGCUCAAAAGCCCGAAACACCAAUAUGGGUGAAAACAGAACCAUAUGGGCAUCACGAGCACAAAACUGUCCUACAAUUUUACUUUCAUGACAUCAUAUUAAAUGAAAACCCAACCUCUAUCUUGAUUGCUCAACCCUUAAACGAUAACAAAACUGACUUCCGCUUUGGCAGCCUCUUUAUGGUUGACGAUCCACUCACUUUAACCCCAGAUCCAAAUUCCAAACUACUGGGCCGGGCUCAAGGUUUCUUUGGUCGGACCUCAAAGGAAGAUAUAAGUUUGAUAAUGGGUUUGGCCUUAAGUUUCAUUGAUGGGAUGUAUAACGGAAGCUCCAUCGUCAUAUUUACCCAUAUUCCUAUUAUGAAUACGGAGAGGGAGUUUCCGGUUGUUGGUGGGACCGGGCUUUUUCGAAUGGCCCGUGGAUUUGCUGAGGCCCGAACCUAUUUUUCUGAUCCUACAACUUUUAAUGCCAUUGUUGGAUACAAUGUUACAAUAUUUCACCCUUAGAUGUUUUUUACUCCCAUAAUGUUCAAUUUUCAAUGGUUGAAGUUUUAUUUUUCACCGUCUAUACUUGUAAUAAAGAUUUGACUCUACUUACAAAACGAUUAAUUUGUACUUUUGUCGCCUGCUUGUAAGGAAUAUUUUCCUUGUCGUGGAAUA
This is a messenger RNA of Amaranthus tricolor (Joseph's coat), 739 nucleotides long. RefSeq names its product dirigent protein 23-like. NCBI's taxonomy places the organism in Eukaryota, Viridiplantae, Streptophyta, Magnoliopsida, Caryophyllales, Amaranthaceae. Bases 26 to 586 code for a protein of 186 amino acids. The record is from RefSeq and is a predicted model, not a curated record. The transcript has a single exon.